This is a messenger RNA of Linum tenue, 2097 nucleotides long. The record is from the annotation of a GenBank genome assembly. Lineage: Eukaryota; Viridiplantae; Streptophyta; Magnoliopsida; Malpighiales; Linaceae.
CUCUAGGGGAGUUACGUUAUAAAGGACAUAAUCUACACAUAGACCUCCCCCGGCCAAACCAGUUUUUCCCCCCUCCAAAACAGAAGGAGAAAGGAAAAAAAAAAUGGGGGAAGGGGCGAUCGGUUUUCAAAAGACGAUGAUGAUGAAAUACUACUCUUUUGUCCCUUCAAAAGCCCUACUCAUUAGGCUCAACUUGGUUGUCAUAGCACUCUUCCUCAGCGCCUACGCCGCUCUCGUCCUCCGCCCCUCAUCCUCCCUCUACUUCGAGAAUGCCGGAGUUCUCGUCAGAUGCUCUCUUCGCAACUGUCAAGGUAAGAUGGAAGGUGGGAUCAAGAUGAAAGCCGUACUAGAAGACCCACCACCACAACAACAACAAGGAGCGACCAUCAUGAACAUGAAGCACUCCGGUGCCGGCACCACGAAACCCAACCGAAACGUUUCGAAGCUCGAGGUGCCCAGCUUCAUGUCCUCCAUCGCCGGCCACCGGCGGUCGAGGCUGAAGAUCGGGAUGGUGAACGCGGACGAUGACGACGUCAGCGACUGGGGUCGGGUGGGGGAGGUGGUGCCGAUCAAGUACGAGCGUGUCUCGCCGGAGCUGUUCAAGUGGGAGGAACUUUUCCCGGAGUGGAUCGACGAGGAGGAAGAGAGCGACGUGCCGACGUGUCCGGAGGUGCCGAUGCCGGAUUUCGCGGCGUACGGGAACGUGGACGUGGUGGUGGCAAAAGUGCCAUGCAGGUACCCGGAGGAUUUGUGGGGCCGUGACGUGGCGAGGCUGCAGGUGCACCUGGUGGCGGCCAACGUGGCGGCGAGGAAGGGGCGGAGGGACUGGAGCUGGCGGACGAAAGUGGUGCUGUGGAGCAAGUGCCGGCCGAUGGUGGAGCUUUUCCGGUGCGACGAGAUGGUGGCGAGGGAAGGAGACUGGUGGUUCUACCAGCCGGAGAUGACGAGGCUGGAGCAUAAGGUUUCGCUGCCGGUUGGCUCCUGUAAGCUGUCGCUGCCGUUGUGGGCCCAAGGCACCGACGAGGUCUACGACCUCUCCAAGAUCCAAACAUCAACCAAAACGGUGCGGAAAGAAGCAUACGCCACCGUCCUCCACUCCUCGGAGACCUACGUCUGCGGCGCCAUCACCCUGGCCCAGUCCCUCCUCCAAACCGGAACCAAACGCGACCUCAUCCUCCUCCUCGACGCCUCCAUCUCCCACCCCAAACGCGCCGCACUCGCCGCCGCGGGGUGGCAGCUCCGCCUCAUCACUCGCAUCCGCAACCCACGCGCCGAGAAGCACUCGUACAACGAGUACAACUACAGCAAGUUCCGCCUCUGGCAGCUCACCGACUACGACAAGGUCAUCUUCAUCGACGCCGACAUCAUCGUCCUCCGCAGCCUCGACCUCCUCUUCCACUUCCCCCAGAUGUCCGCCACCGGGAACGACAACUGGAUCUUCAACUCCGGCAUCAUGGUCCUCGAGCCUUCCAACUGCACCUUCCAGAUCCUCAUGGACAAGCGGUCGGAGAUCGUAUCCUACAACGGCGGCGACCAGGGGUUUUUGAACGAGGUUUUCGUGUGGUGGCACCGCCUCCCCAGGCGCGUGAACUACCUCAAGAACUUCUGGGCCAACACGACCAACGAGGCGACCGUGAAGAACGAGAUGUUCGGGUCGGAACCCGCGAAGGUGUACUCGAUCCAUUACUUGGGGUUGAAGCCGUGGAAUUGUUAUAGGGAUUACGAUUGUAAUUGGAACGUUGGGGACCAGAGGGUUUACGCGAGUGACGUGGCGCAUGAGCGGUGGUGGAGGUUUCACGACGCCAUGGAUUCCGGGUUGCAGAGGUUUUGCGGGCUGAGUAAGCAGAGGAAGAUUGAGCUGGAUUGGGAUCGGCGGAUGGCGAGGAAAGCUGGGUUUGUUGAUCAGCAUUGGAAGAUUAAUGUCACUGAUACGAGAAGGAAGCAUUUGGUUUCCUGAUUGCUGUGGAAACUGGAAAGAAAGGGAGGGGGGGGGGAUUCUUUUUCUUUUUUUAAUUACUAUACUUUUUGUUUCGUUUUUUCUUUUCUUUUUUUUUAUCGAGGGGUAAUAAUAUUUUUACUUGUAAAAUUCAGGUUGUU